AUGUCAGAAGAAGGGAAGCAUAAGAUCGAGAGAUUUGGAUCAGGACUUCGGAAGGAGAACGGUGACUAUUUUGUUGGGCUCUUAGCAGCGCGACUUCCUCAUGGCAACUCCUUUUCGAAAGACGACGUUGGACAUAAGAGCCACCCAACGGUAGGAUUCAUGCGGAGAUCGAUCACAUUCUCACCAACCGAGGUGCUACCUAAUGGACUUCUCAGUGCUACCAUUCUUCAAUUCACCAAUCUAAAUGCAUCACAUCUCUAG
Molecule: messenger RNA, 261 nt
Organism: Strongylus vulgaris
Lineage: Eukaryota; Metazoa; Nematoda; Chromadorea; Rhabditida; Strongylidae
Source: the annotation of a GenBank genome assembly